This is a messenger RNA of Saccharomyces kudriavzevii IFO 1802, 9810 nucleotides long. It is a transcript of the gene TOM1, whose product is annotated as E3 ubiquitin-protein ligase TOM1. The record is from RefSeq and is a predicted model, not a curated record. Gene Ontology annotation, molecular function: ubiquitin-protein transferase activity. Bases 1 to 9810 code for a protein of 3269 amino acids. NCBI's taxonomy places the organism in Eukaryota, Fungi, Ascomycota, Saccharomycetes, Saccharomycetales, Saccharomycetaceae. Gene Ontology annotation, biological process: protein polyubiquitination; positive regulation of protein catabolic process; proteasome-mediated ubiquitin-dependent protein catabolic process. The transcript has a single exon.
AUGGUGCUUUUUACUCGGUGUGAAAAGGCAAGAAAGGAGAAACUUGCUGCUAGCUAUAAGCCAUUAGUUGACUAUUUGGUUGAUUGCGACGUUUCCAUCUUUUUGGAGAGAAUCGAGACUAUCCAAGAGUGGGAUCGAUCAAGAGAUGAUCUCUACAUUUGGAUUCCCAUUCUAGAUAGAAUGGACGAACUCCUGUCAAAAGUAGCAGAAAAAUACGCCUACAAACAAGAUCAUAAAAAGGAGUGUGAAAUCAAACUAGUAGAAAUGGAAGGACAUGAUGUUAUCUAUUGUUUGAAAAUGCUACAAUUUACUCGCCGGUUACUUCUAAACACGGAAAACAGAUUUGUUUACUCCUCUGGAGAUGUUUUGAUGCAUCUGCUUAAUUGUCCAAAUUUUACAAUAAGAUUAGCGGUCAUGAGAAUUUUAGCCAUUUUAGGUGAAAGAUUUGUGAUUGCCAGAGAAAAGAUAGUGGCACAUAACAUAUUUGGCGAUCCUGUUCUCAGAAAAAAGACUCUCAAACUAGCUUUAUCCUUGUCGUCUUCUGUCAUGGAUGAAGAUGGAGAACAUUUCUCUCUUGUGGAUUUGUAUUUUGAUAAAAAGAAAGUACCUCAAAAAUGGAGAAAAUUGAGAUUUACACACUAUACUUCGAAUGGUUUCAAAAAGUCAAGUCAGCAAAGAAAUAACAUUAACGAAGCCCAAACUUCCAUUAAGAAAGUAACUAUGACAACUCAAGAAUUAUGUGAUCACUCGCUGCAGCAAAUAUUUGACAAGGGUAUGGCCGUUUUACCGUCAGAAAGUUGGUUCGAUUUUUCGGUAAAAGCCUCAGUAGCGAAAGCCUUCAGUGAUGAUUCAAGUGAAAAUAAAAAUUUAAGAAAUAUAAUCCUCGAAACUAAACUGAAUGCCAUUGCCUUUGUAAACACUAUUUUCUCGCCUCCUCAAGUAAGCUCGAAGUUAUUCGAAUUGGAUCCUUAUGCUUUUAAUAGUCUAACUGACUUAAUCUCAUUGUCUGAAACCAAAAUACCAAAGGAACUUAGAACAGAUGCUCUAUUCACAUUGGAAUGCAUUUCCUUGAAGCAUGUUUGGUGCUCAGACAUUAUUAGGAAUCUUGGUGGUAACAUAUCACAUGGUCUAUUGUUUCAGAUUCUGCGUUACAUUGCCAAGACAUUGAGAGAAGGAACAGGCGAAGUUGACGAAGAAUAUAAUGUGAGGUUUUUCUACUUGAUAUCAAACCUAGCCGAUGUUAAACCUUUGCAUGAAUCUCUGUUUGCAGCUGGUUUGAUUCCUACACUAUUGGAAAUCGUUUCCAUAAGAAACUGCUCCUAUAAGCGCACCUUAGCUUCUGCUACCCAUCUUUUGGAAACAUUUAUAGACAACAGUGAGACUGCUACUGAAUUUAUUGAAAAUGAUGGCUUUACUAUGUUAAUCACUUCAGUAGCCAAUGAAAUUGAUUUUACGCUUGAACAUCCAGAGACAUGGCAGCCGCCAAAGUAUUCCGUGGUUUAUUACUCAAUUUCUUUUAGAGAAUUGGCGUAUAUCAGAAGCUUGUUGAAGCUUGUUCUCAAAUUAUUGAGCACAGACUCAGGUGACAGGAUUAGGAAUUUGAUAGAUUCGCCCAUACUCCUUUCACUAAAGAAAAUCCUAGAGAAUAAGUUCGUAUUUGGCUUAACGUUAAUAACUUACACUCUCGAUGUGGUUCAAAAAGUAAUAAAUAGUGAGCCCACUAUUUAUCCCGUUCUCGUUGAAGCAGGACUUAUUCCCUAUAUUAUCAAUGAAUUUCCAAAGCUACUUGGACCCUCCGCCGAGUUAUUAAGUUUACUUCCGGACGUCAUUUCUGCGAUAUGUUUGAAUUCAGAGGGGCUAAACCAGGUUAAAGAAAAAGGCCUUAUAAACAAUCUGUUCGAUUUUUUACUUGAUGCAGAUCACGCGCGUAUAUUAACCGGUGGCGAUCGUUCCACUGAAUACGGUACUGACAUCGAUGAAUUAGCAAGACAUUAUCCAGACUUGAAGGCAAAUAUCGUGGAGGCUUUAUGUGACGUCAUAAGAAAAAUGCCAAGUGCUUAUAGAGAUGAAAGGGAGUUUCUCUUUACUUCACCAAAAGAUAAGAACUAUUUUUUUCAUGACAAAAAUGAGGAAUUACUUGCUGAUAAAGAGGAGCAUGAGCCCGCUUAUUGGGAGUUGCUAGAUAAAGGAACUAUGCUAGAUACAUUUACUAGUGUUCUGUUUGGGAUGUCUUUGGGAAAUGGUUCGUUCUCACAGGUCCCACAACAUUUAGAGGCAAGAGAUUUCCUGGCGAUUAUAUUUAUGGAAAAUCCACCCUAUGAAUACUUCACUUCUGUAGCAAUCUCGAAUGUUACUGAAGUUCUUCAGUAUUUGGAUGAAAAAUAUGAAGAUUAUGCUUUUAUGGACGUUAUGAAAACGCUUAAUGAUCAAUUAGGAGACUUGAGUGAAUUUCUGAACAGUCCGAACGACACAAGUUUUUUCAUGGCAAAAGAUGGCAAUAAUUCCGUGCGUUCGUGUCACUCAAAACUUUGUCGGCUUGCCGCUAUUUUGAACAUUGUUACAAAUGUGUAUAUUGAUCUUACAACCCUUUCAUGUAAGAGAAUCAUGCAGAUCUAUGAUUAUUUCAAUAAAAAGGGAUUCUCUUUAAUCAAGAACUUAAAAUUAUUAUUCCAAAAAUGUGCAUUGGAGGAAAUGUACUUACGUCAGCAUAUGCCAGAUUAUGUUAUAACUGAAACGAUGCCAUUGCCUAUAGUGGACGUUUCGGGAGAUGGUCCACCACUCCAAAUUUAUAUUCAUGAUCCAAAAAAAGGUGAUCAUAAGGGAAAAAUUACUAGCAUAAAAACAAGAAACACCCUUCAAGUGCGGACAAUACUGUAUACGUUGCAAUCAAAUGCCGCAGUUCUAUUCCGUUGUUUUUUGAGGUUAAGUCAUUCUAGGAAUAUGGACCUGGAGCAUAAAGAUUUGACCACCGAAAUUCAUAUCUUCGAAAACGUUGUUGGAAAUGUUAUAGAAAUGCUAAAGAUUAUUGAACUUGAAGACCAUCUGCCGUACUUUCUCGUUCUUUUAAACUUCAAUACCUUUGUGUUUACUAUUCCAAAGGCUUCUCCUAAUUCUACCGAAAUUCUACAAACAAUACCUGCUUACAUUUUUUAUCAAAGGGGAGGAUAUUUGCUUUAUUUGCAGAUUAUAAGGGAUCUGUUCACGAGAAUGACAAAAAUUAAAGAUUUUUCUUCCCUUGAUAAUAUAAAUUACAUAGACGAGUCCAACGGUGUUCUGACCUUGAGCUGUCUAAUAAAUGCUCUAACCUUUUGCAAUAAAUCGAUGCAAACUGAGACGAUGGAAAAUGUUCAAAGUAUCGGUAAGUAUUACGUUUCAGUAGAUGAGGAUUAUAAUAUCAUGAAAGCACUUACCGUUCCUAUCAAAGUAAUGGCACUAGCAAUGAUUUUAGAUUUGGAUAAGUCAGACGGACUUUUCAAGACACAGUCCCGCAAUGUUCCUUAUUCUGUAUUCAAGCAACUUCUCAGUAUGUUGAAGAAUAUAUUUACCACUGUCAACAUUUAUACCAAAGAAUUGUAUGAAUUGCAUUGGGACUUAGUAUUCCCCCCAGUUAAAAAAAUAACCUUAUUCGAACAAGUCGGAAUACCCGGCGAUGUUGCAGCAAACUAUUUGACAGAGACUGGAGAUGAUCUUCCUGCAGAUAACAGUAUCGGCCUUUUCUCGCCUGAACAAUGGGAAAAGUAUACGAAAUUGGUUGGCGAAGAUACGUCGAUGUUCUAUCCACAACCAAUGCAAGCACAGUAUCACGAGGGAUGUACUUCCAAAGAGCUAGAUGAAUUAAGAGAUACUUUCUUCAAUGAUGGAUUGCCAUCUAGGAUUUUUACAGUACUCCCCUUCUAUCCCAAACUUGUGAAUGCUUUCGCAAAGACUUUGCUACAAAUCUUCACAAAAUACGAUGAACCUACCGAAGUAUUUGCUGGUAAAAUAUUGGAUCGGAUCCUGGAAACAAAACUGGACGAUCCCGCCACUCUGUCCUCAUUGAUCCAUUUAUUCGGUAUAUUCCUGAAUGAGAAAUAUAUUUAUCAAAAGGCUUCGCAUUUAAUGCAAAGCUUCAUUGAGUAUCUUGAAAAAUCUCUAAAACCGGAACAUGUGAAUACUCCUUGGUUUUCGAAAGCUCUUUACGUUUACGAAAUCAUACUGGCAAAAUCAGAACUGCCUCAUUUUGAAGAGCUUUCUAAAGACGUUCUCUUGAGAUAUCCCUUACUUUCUAUGGCGAAAGUCUUCCGCAUACCAGAAUCUAUGAAACAGAAACUGUUCGAUAUACUAAUCAGGGUCUCUGAUAUUUCCAAUUUUUAUUCUGCAUUGGCAACAUCGCGUAUACUCAUUUUCUAUUCUAGAGACGAGCUAUAUGCCAAUAACAUAGCUAGAUCAGGUAUUUUAUCGCGAUUGCUAAAAGUGAUUGGAAGUUUCCAAAAACUAGACAAGAUCAACUUCCUAGAGUCGUCUUUCCUUUUAUUGACAAGAAGAUGUUUUGAAACGGCUGAAAAUGUCGAUAAUUUGAUGCGGGCGGAGCUUGACAGAAGCUUCACAGCAAAACCGCUAAGUGAUGGAGCCGAUGCUGUGCGUGAGUUAACAACGAUUCUGGAAGAAAAAGCGCAUGUAGUUAUGCGUAGUCCCUCCCAAUUUAUUGACAUUCUUUGCGAAACAGCCCGAUUCCAAGAAUUUGAUGAGCAAGGAGCUUUGCUUGACUACUCGCUGAAAAGAUUUUUGAAUGAAAAAGAUAAAAAUGCCGGAGUAAAUCCAGAUAAGGCAGAUAUUUAUGAGAGGACAGGGAUCAUGCAUUUGCUGUUAUCCCAGCUCAUGGCUGCUUCUGAAAAAGAUUGGUUGUCCGAACCGGCCAAUUCCUCAGACAUGUCUGAGAAUAAGAAAAACCAGUUGGAUCCAUCAAGAAAUCCUGUUUGUGCUUAUAUGAUCUUUCUUUUGAAGCUUUUAGUGGAGUUAGUAAGCAGUUACAACCAGUGUAAAUUUGAAUUUUUAACCUUCAGCAGAAGAAACACAUAUGCAGAACGCCCAAGACCAAGAACCACUGCUAUCAACUUUUUCCUCUAUAGGUUGUUAGACAAACCUGUUGGAACUGAACAUGAUAAGCACGAAGCUAAAAGAAGAGAAGUCGUUGGGAUGCUAGCCCGUUCCGUGAUUAUUGGCUUCUUAGCCACUGUUCAAGAUGACAAAACGACAAAGAGUGAGGUCAAGAUUAUUGAUCCUCAUAUGAACUUCAUCCGAAAAUUUGCUGUCGAAGCGAUAAUGAAAGCUAUUCGAAAUGCAACCUCUUCUUCUAAGCUUUUGGAAAGCAAUCAUCUAAAGUUGGAUAUGUGGUUCAGGAUUAUUACGUCAAUGAUUUACGUUCAGGCACCAUAUCUCCGCCAGCUCCUAGAUUCGAAUAAGGUUGAAGCGGAUCAAUACCAAUUGUGUAAACUAGUUAUUGAUCUUGGUCUUCCAUCAGUUAUCACAGAAGCUAUGGCUAGUAUUGAUUUAAAUUAUCCUUUCUCCAAAAAAAUUUUCAAUGUCGCUGUUGAAGCUUUGAAUACCAUCAGUUCGACAAGAAACAAUUUCUCAGAGCUCUUCAAGAUUGAAGAUCACGAUGAAGUCGAUGAUGAAGUCGAUGAGUCUGAUAAGGAAGAGAUCCCAGAUAUGUUCAAGAACUCGGCACUGGGAAUGUAUGACGUAGAAGACAUCGAGGAAGAAGACGAUGACGAUGACGACACAUCGUUAAUCGGAGAUGAUGACGCUAUGGCCUUUGUUGAUAGUGAUAAUGGGUUCGAAGUAGUUUUUAGUGAUGAAGACGAUGAUAUGGGAGAAGACGGUGAGGACGGUAUUCAUUCAAGUUCAGCGGAAAAUGAAUUAUCUUCAGGAAUGGAUUCAAGCACAACAGGUGGUACAGAUAUAGACUAUGAAGUCGAUGACGCGGAUGGAUUGAUUAUCAAUAUUGACCAACCAUCAGGAGAUGAUGAAGAAAUGGCUGAUUAUGAAGUCGAUGAUAGCCAUUCUUGUCACACCAACAAUGAAGAUGAUGGUUCUAUGGACGUAAUAGAAGUUUACGAGGACGAACUAAGCUCUGGAUACGACGUUGAUUUGAGUGAUUAUGACGUAGAUGAAUCCGAUUGGGACUCUGGAUUAUCAAGCUUGUCCAUUUCGGAUGAAGAACGUGAAAGUAGUGAGAACGAGCCUAUUAAUUCCACCAGAAUGGGAGAUUCAAGAAGAAGAUGGUUAAUAGCAGAAGGUGUUGAGCUAUCAGAUGACUCACAAGGAGAUAGUGAAGAAGAUGAUAGAGGUGUUUUCCGCGGCAUCGAACAUAUUUUUUCAAAUGAAAAUGAGCCUUUGUUUAGAGUUCAUGACGAAAUGCGUCAUAGAAAUCAUCAUCGCUCAGUCAAUCGCACGCAUUUUCAUUCUGCCAUGAGCGCUCCCUCUUUAAGUUUACUAAAUCGCGGAAGGAGAAAUCAAAGCAAUCUAAUAAACCCAUUAGGGCCUACUGGAUUAGAACAAGUCGAGAAUGAUAUUUCUGACCAAGUGACUGUUGCUGGUUCAGGUUCUCGCCCACGAUCUCAUCAUCUGCAUUUUUCGGAAGUUCUUGUCUCAGGUAGUUUUUUUGAUGAACCUGUUUUGGAUGGCAUCAUUUUAAAGUCUACCGUAUCUAGGUGGAAAGAUAUAUUCGAUAUGUUUUAUGACUCUAAAACGUAUGCAAACUGUAUCAUUCCUACAGUUAUCAACAGAAUAUACAAGAUCAGUUUAUGUUUGCAAGAGGAAUCAGAAAAAAAAAGCAAACAAGAAAGAUCAAAGGAUAAAAGUUCACUUUUCGACGAGCCAAGAUCAGAAAGUAUUACCAAUGCAGGUGAUAUAUCAGUUGAAGAGGAUAAUCCGCAACCAAGUACCGUUUCUCAUGAUGAUCAUGAACCUGUAUAUGUCACUAUUCAAGGCUCUGAAGUUGAUAUAGGUGGUACAGAUAUUGAUCCUGAAUUCAUGAAUGCCUUGCCUGAUGACAUAAGGGCCGAUGUCUUUGCACAACAUGUCAGAGAAAGAAGAGCGGAAGCCAGGCUCAAUUCUGAGCAUAAUGCACACUCCAGAGAGAUUGAUUCUGAUUUUCUGGAGGCGAUUCCUGAAGAUAUUCGGGAAGGAAUAUUAGAUACUGAGGCAGAAGAACAGAGAAUGUUCGGUAGAAUUGGCUCUUCGGCCAAUAUGGUUAGGACAGACGACGAUAUUAUCGACAAUGUUGACGAUGCUGAGAGUGGUUUGGACCAUGAAAAUGGUAAUGAUCGUAACAUUGUCGAAAAUGAGAAGAAAAAGCCAGCGAGAAUAUAUUUUGCUCCAUUAAUUGAUCGUGCUGGAAUCGCGUCACUGAUGAAAUCAGUGUUUAUCUCCAAACCCUAUAUUCAGCGUGAAAUAUACCACGAGCUAUUUUAUCGCUUGUGCUCUAGUAAGCAAAAUAGAAAUGACUUGAUGAACACGUUUCUUUUUGUUUUAAGUGAAGGUAUAGUGGAUCAACACUCUCUGGAAAAAGUGUAUAACAUAAUUUCUAGCAGGGCAAUGGGACAUACGAAAGCUGCCACGGUUAAGCAACUGCCUUCAGAUUGCACACCGCUUACAGUGGCUAAUCAAACCAUCGAAAUUUUACAGAAUUUGAUUGAUGCAGAUUCUAGAUUGAAGUACUUCCUCAUUGCGGAACAUGAUAAUCUGAUAGUGAACAAAGCAAAUAAUAAGUCUAGAAAAGAAUCCCUCACUGAUAAAAAAUUGAGGUGGCCUUUAUGGCAUUUAUUUUCACUUUUAGAUAGAAAGCUCAUCACAGAUGAGAGUGUACUGAUGGAUUUAUUGACAAGAAUAUUGCAAGUUUGUACUAAAACAUUGGCUGUUAUUUCUACCAAUUCGAACAGUAAAGAAAAUCUGAAUAAAAAGUUUCAUUUACCAGAUUUUGAUGAAGACGAUCUCAUGAAGAUUUUAUCCAUUAUUAUGCUUGAUAGCUGUACCACAAGAGUUUUUCAACAAACUUUGAAUAUUAUUUACAACCUUUCCAAAUUGAAAAGUUGUAUGACCAUUUUUACGAAACAUCUAGUUUCUUUAGGUGUCAGUAUAAUGAGUAAAUUAAAGGACGCUUUGGAUGGUUUGUCACUCGAGGUAAGUAGUAUAGCGAACGGAAUGGAGAUUAACUCAGAAUUGUUACAGAAAUUCACCCUUCCAAGUUCUGAUCAAGCAAAGCUAUUGAAAAUUUUAACUACAGUUGAUUUUCUGUAUACCCACAAAAGGAAAGAGGAGGAACGUAACGUUAAAGACCUCCAGUAUUUGUAUGAUCAAAUGAACAGUGGACCUGUGUGGUCCUCAUUGAGUGAGUGUUUGUCACAGUUUGAAAAGAGUCAAGCCAUCAAUACUUCAGCUACGAUCUUACUUCCGCUGAUUGAAUCACUAAUGGUGGUAUGCAGACGUAGUGACUUAAGUCAAAGUAGGAACACGGCAAGUAAAUAUGAAGAAGCCAAAUUACUAGAUUUUUCCAAGACACCAGUUGAAAACUUAUUUUUUCCAUUUACAGACGCUCACAAGAAGCUAUUGAAUCAAAUGAUUCGGUCAAAUCCAAAGUUGAUGAGUGGUCCCUUCGCACUUUUAGUCAAGAAUCCCAAGGUCUUGGAUUUUGAUAACAAGAGGUACUUUUUCAAUGCUAAAUUGAAGUCUGAUAAUCAAGAGCGCCCUAAAUUACCGAUUACUGUUCGCCGUGAACAGGUUUUUUUGGACUCUUAUCGUGCCCUAUUCUUCAAAACUAAUGAUGAAAUCAAGAAUUCUAGACUAGAAAUAACAUUCAAAGGAGAGAGUGGUGUUGAUGCUGGUGGUUUAACCAGAGAAUGGUAUCAAGUGCUGUCAAGACAGAUGUUCAAUCCAGAUUAUGCACUUUUCCUUCCUGUGCCAUCGGAUAAAACUACGUUUCAUCCCAACCGGACAUCAGGUAUUAAUCCUGAGCAUCUUUCUUUCUUCAAAUUCACUGGGAUGAUCAUCGGAAAAGCAAUUAGAGAUCAAUGCUUUUUGGACUGCCAUUUUAGUCGUGAAGUAUACAAAAAUAUUUUAGGCAGGCCAGUGUCAUUAAAGGAUAUGGAAUCUUUGGAUCCGGAUUAUUAUAAAUCAUUAGUAUGGAUUCUUGAAAAUGAUAUCACAGACAUUAUAGAAGAAACAUUUUCUGUGGAAACUGAUGAUUAUGGUGAACAUAAAGUUAUUGAUUUGAUUCAAGGUGGUAAAGAUAUAGUGGUCACGGAGUCCAAUAAACAGGAAUACGUUAAGAAAAUUGUUGAAUAUAAACUUCAAACAUCUGUUAAGGAACAAAUGGAUAACUUUUUAGUGGGCUUCUAUGCCCUGAUAUCUAAAGACCUAAUUACCAUUUUUGAUGAGCAGGAGUUAGAGUUGUUAAUUAGUGGUUUGCCUGAUAUUGAUGUCGAUGACUGGAAAAACAAUACCACUUAUGUUAAUUAUACAGCGACGUGUAAAGAAGUUAACUACUUCUGGAGGGCGGUUAGAUCGUUCGAUGCAGAAGAGCGUGCUAAACUUUUGCAAUUUGUAACGGGCACCAGUAAGGUGCCCUUGAAUGGAUUCAAGGAACUAAGUGGUGUCAACGGGAUUUGUAAGUUUUCCAUUCACCGUGAUUUUGGUUCGUCAGAAAGACUGCCAUCAUCGCAUACUUGUUUCAAUCAAUUAAAUUUACCUCCCUAUGAAUCAUAUGAGACAUUGCGCGGUUCUUUAUUGUUGGCGAUUAACGAAGGACACGAAGGGUUCGGUCUUGCUUGA